CUCCCGUUAAGUUCUCAUCUCAGUUUCCGGGUAAACAGCGAGAAACCCGGUCGACGACUCGCGCGGGGCGACCUUUUGAACAUCAAGAUGUCGUGCACGAAACGGUUAGAAAAAUUAAGCACAUGUACUGUCGUUAAAUUGGACUUGGUCAACGAAUAGUGAAUUGACCGUCAGUGCUAAAGUCGUUCCAAAUAGAACUUAAAGCCAUAUCAUCUUCACUUUCUCCUUUUUUCUAAUCUCAUCACUUGCAAUCACUCUCUCUCUUUCUUUCAAGAUGCAAUAUCCCAAUCUCUUCCCUACCAUCACUCUGUUCUUGGUGAUAACAAUCUUGUCCUUCAUCCACCUCCCAUCGUCUUCAUACGCAGAUAAUGCGAAAUACCUAAAUUGCAGCGCACCGUUUAAUUGUGCGGGCAUGAAGGGUCUCAAUUAUCCUUUUUGGGGAUCAAAUAGGCCAAACUAUUGUGGUCACCCAGCUUUUGAGUUAAGCUGCAGCGAUGAUGCCCCACAUAUCAAAAUCAAGCACAUGAAUUACCGAAUCCUUGAUGUCAAUAAGGUGUCGCGGACUCUCAUGGUUGCUAGAGAGGAUUACUGGAACAACAUUUGUUCUCCGAUCGCUAGUAAUACGGCCAUAAAUUUCACCUUCUUUGAUUAUGAUUCAGCUACUACGAACCUGACGCUCUACUAUGGUUGCUCUGGUUCUUUUCCAUCUCAGCCGCAUACUAGGUUUAAUUGCUCCUCCUCGAACAAUUCUUUUGUUUCCGGUAGGAAUAAUUACUGUUUGGACAGUACCAUUGCAAACUUGAUUGGUAACUCAUCGGCCUUGAAGUGCUUGUACAACGUUAUAGUUCCAGUUCUGCAAUCAGCAGUUCAAACUGAAAGCAAUUUAACCGAAGCUGCACUGGCUAAAGCUAUCGAUGGCGGCUUCAUGUUGAGGUGGGAUGCAAAUAACAGUUUGUGCGAUGGAUGUCAAGCCACCGGUGGGCAGUGUGGGUACAACACAAGGAAGAGCGAAUUCACUUGUUUUGUAUCAACAACAGGUACGUAUUUAAUUUGUUGUUUUUCUUACUCCAUUUAUUGUCUAUUUGUAUAGUGAAAGAGAAAGACAGGAGAUAUUUUUCGUUUCUAUAUAUGGACAGCCUCCAAUUUCAAACGGUCCAAGUCAACGAAAGCCAGCCUUCCCCAUACCAGUGACCCCACUAAUUGAUCUCCGGCCACCAACCUAUUCCCUUGUGUGACUCACUUGCGAGAACGACUCGCCUGAGUUGACUGACCAUCACGUUCAGACCUCUGGAACGUGGACAGUGAAUUCACCAUUUUUAGCUAUGCUAUAUAUAUAUAUAUAUGGACAACCAC
Molecule: messenger RNA, 1353 nt
Organism: Alnus glutinosa
Lineage: Eukaryota; Viridiplantae; Streptophyta; Magnoliopsida; Fagales; Betulaceae
Product: LEAF RUST 10 DISEASE-RESISTANCE LOCUS RECEPTOR-LIKE PROTEIN KINASE-like 2.1
Exons: 1
Coding region: 275-1090 (271 amino acids)
Molecular function (GO): polysaccharide binding
Source: RefSeq, a predicted model, not a curated record